UAUCUCCUGCUGAUGAAAGUAUAUUCCUAAAACUAAGUAUGUGCGUUUUUUUAAAGUUUUCGCUCUGUAAUGCUGUUCUGAAGUUCGACAUGAAAGCGAUUUGGAGGACGACGAGACGUAUUUCAGUCCGGAAUUCACUCACCAAUUCUUCGGUGACAGCGAGACGAUAUUCGGUUAUGAGGAUCUAUCAGUGAAAUUGUUUUAUGCCGCUUGCUCCUUGCAUACGUUUCUAAAAGUUGAUUAUUCUGCUAUGGUUGAACCUUCGCAGGCGAAAGGCAUGAAGGCAGACUCCGUUAAUAAUAUGAUCUCCUGUCGUUUUUUUCCGGAUCAGUUGUGCACGGAAGAGCGUUUCAAAAGCAUCUUGCGUCACCAGGCUGAAUUCAAACCAUUUGGACAAGAAGUUGACUCGUUCCAACGCAAAAAAAGUAACUGUCAUUUUAAAUCAUUAAAUUUAUUUCCAGAGCCAAGAAUUCUAAAUCUUGUUCUAUUUUUUGGCGAUAAUCGCUACAAGAUGCAUCCAAUCAGCGCAGAAUUAGUGUCUUUAAUCCUGUUUGACGUUGUCGCGAGACCGGAUGAUUAA
Soboliphyme baturini is the source of this 580-nucleotide messenger RNA. The record is from the annotation of a GenBank genome assembly. Lineage: Eukaryota; Metazoa; Nematoda; Enoplea; Dioctophymatida; Soboliphymatidae.